GAUACAUUUUUACAAUUUAAAAAUUAUUACAUAGAAUUGAAAUAUGAAAAAUGUGUAAAAUUAAAUAAUACAUAUAUAGGUUUAAAAAAAUUAAAAAGAAAAAACACAAAAAAAUGUUUAUAUAAUUUAAGUCAUCUAUGCCAACCAUUUUUAGUAUUUUUAUCAAGCUUAGAUAAGAAUGAGUAUUUAAAUAAUUUUGAUUACAUAAAAUUAUUGUAUAACAUUUAUUAUAGUAAAUGUUUAAAAUUUUAUAAAUUUAUUCAAAAUUGAAAAUUAAAUAUAUUGGAGAAAUAUAAACUAAAAUUAUGUUUAAUUGAAAGUUUUUAUUUUUUUCCAUAUAAGAAGACAACAUAUGCAAUUGCACUAGUCAAUCUUGAUAAUUAUUCUAUAAAUGAUGUUAUAACGAAAUUCUAUAUGAAGAGAGGAGAAUAUAUAACUUCUGGAAGAAAAAAAAAAUUAGGAAAGGAUAUUUCAAAUAAGUAAGUAAAAUACAAAUUGAAUAGAAUUAAAACAUAUAAAAAUAAUCAUAAAAAAAAAAAAAAAAAUAAUAAUAAAGAAAAAUGUAAUUUUAUAGAAGAGAAUUUAUUCUUUAGUGUUUCAAUUAAUAUAUAUAAAUUACUAAAUAUUAACGAAAAUGAUGAUUUUGUAUUGUUUUAUGAUUUUUCUUUUAGAUUUUUAGAAUAUGCAGAAACAUAUAAAAGAAUCUUAAACGACAUUUCACUUUUAAAUGAACGUAGAGAAAAAUAGGAUCAUCAAAAUAAAAAUAAUUUAUCUAAUAUAAAUUUAAAGAAUAAAAAUAAAGUAUACUACCCAUUAACAAAUAAGUUGAAUAAUUUGAAUGCAAAAAAAAAUAUAUUUUCUAAAAAAAAAAAAAAACAAAAAUUAAAUAAAAGGAAAAACUCAUUAAAUAGUAAAAACACAAUGGAAAUACACAAGCAUAUUGUAAAAUUAAAAAAUAUAUAUAAUAAAUUUAAACCAAAGAAAAGUGGAUUUAGUUUAAUAAAGAAUUAUUAUUAUGAUUUAAAAAAAAAAAAAAAGAUAAAUACCUUUUUAAAUAAAAAUAAACAUGUUAAAUGUAUUGAUUUUUUACUAGACGGUGAAAAUGAAUCUAUUGAAAAUCAAAAUUUAUAUAAAGUUAGAAAUUAUCUUGAAUAUAUUAGGAAAAAAAAAAAUUUAAAAAUUUCAGAUAAAUUUCCUCAUAUAUGUAUUUACUCUAAUAGAAAAUAUAAAAUUAAAAUUAUCAAAAAUUUCUAAAAAAAAAAAAAAAUUCAUUCUACAAUAGAAAAAUAUACAGAAAAUAUAUAUUUAAAUAAUUUAAAUAAUUUAAAUAAAUAUACUCAUGAAAAUAUUAGUGUAAAUGAAGAAGCUAGAAGUAGAGAAUCAAUAGAAUAUUCUCCUAUAACAGAAAUCAAUAAAAAUAAAGAAAUAAAAAUUAUUUAAAAAAAAAAAAAGGUAAAUAAAGCAUGGAUUAUUUUAAAAAAAAAAAUAAUUUAUUAAUUGAAAAAAAAUGAUAUAAUAAAAAAAGGAGAAACUAUAAUUAAAAUAAUAAGAUUUGAAAUAGAUAUAUAUAUAUAUAUAUAUUGUACAAGAGGAAUAAUAAAGAAUUUAGAUGAUAAGUUUAUUAUACUUGAAAAUGUAAGAAUAAAUUAAAAUGAUAAAUUAACUUAUUCUUUUAUUAAUAUUUAUGAUAGAUAUAAUGGUUUAGAAUGUGUUAAAUAUAUUAAAAAAAAGAUAGUAAAAAAUUUUCAAAAAUAAGUUUUUUAUUUAUGUGGAGAUAUAAUUUUAUCAAAGAAUAUAUAUAAUGAUAUUAAAUUAUCAAUAUUUAAAGAUUUUAAAAAAACAGAUGAUGAUUUUUUAUAUAAUUUAAAUGGAGACAAUAAAAAUUUUCGUUCCACUGUAAUUAUAUUGUUAAUAUUAUAUCAAUUUUGUUACAUUAUAAAUUGUGUUGACUCUAAAGGUUUACUAACAAAAAAAGAUGAAAAUUUUUAAUUAACUAAUUCUCAUAAGACAAAUAUGGAUGCUGAAUAUAAACGAAUUUUCUUAUAUGAAUCUUAUGUACGUAAAAAUAAAAUAGAAGGAAAAUUAUCAGUUAUCAGAUCAUUUGGUAAUUAUAAAUAUAAAAUAUAUAAAAAAAAUUUUUUUUAAAAAAGUUUUAGAACUUAUUUCGAUAGUAAUAUGUUAACUUUUAUUAAAUUUAGUUUAAAUAAUUAUAAAGACAUUGGAAUAUCAAACUUUUUUUUUUUAACUAGAUAUAAUUCUAUGCUUUUUCAUAUAUAUAAAAGUGAUUACUAUAAAUCUCGUUUAACUAAGCAUAACAAGAAGAAAAAUUCUUUAUAUAAAGCUCAUCCAAAUAAUAAUUCAUGUAAUAAAAAGGAGUAACAUUGUUAUUUAAUAGAUAUAAUCAUCUAUAAAAACUUAAUUAAGAUACCAAGAAAGGAAGAAAAAAAAAAAUUUAUUAAAAAUAAUAUCAUCAAUAAUUCAUCAAACAAAUUAAACGUAAAAUACAAACAAAACUCAUAUAUAUUUUAUAAGAGUAAAAAACACAAUGUAUCAAAAAAUAAAGAAUUUUCAAUAAAUAAUGUAAAUAAUUUUAAUAAAUAUUCCUUUUUUUUUUUUUUUUCUAAGAAAAAAUAAAAAGAUUUAGAAGAAAAUUCACAUUUUAAUUACAAAAAAGAAGUCUCUUGUAAUGAAAAUAUCAAAAUAUUUAAAUGUUUGUGUGUUUCAAAAAAAGCUUACGAGAAACUACAUUUACUUCUUUUAUAAAAAAAAUUUGCUUUAACUUUACAAAGUAAAUAUCAAAAUAUAAAAGAAACUUUUUUAAAUAUAAAAAAAGUUGCAUUAUUAAAUCAAAUGGAAAAUAUUAAUUCCUCUAAAUUAAAUUCAAUGAUUAAUCAUUUUAUUGAAUUAUGAUUUUUAUAAAAAAAACAAUUAGUUAUCAUCUGUCUUCCUGAUAUAAUAAAAUUAAAAUUAACUAAAAAUUAUGAUUUCUUAGUUUUAUCUAGUGACGUAUUAUGUGAUGUCCUAAAUAUAUAAGAAAUUAUAAGAUAUAUUAAAUCAUCACAAAAGAUAAAUGUUAAUUUACAAAGGGUUGUUAAAAACAUGAUAAAAUAUGCUAUUAGGGUAAAAAAAAAAAAAAAAAAAAAAGUAGAUAACAUAACAACCAUAUUAAUUUAA
Messenger RNA from Plasmodium gallinaceum, 3174 nucleotides. Lineage: Eukaryota; Apicomplexa; Aconoidasida; Haemosporida; Plasmodiidae. The record is from the annotation of a RefSeq genome assembly.